ACGGCGGAGGCGCCGGUGCGCGGCGGCGGGGGGCGGGCGCCGGCACUCGGAGUUGGCCGCCGCCGCCGCGCAGAGCCGCCGCCGGGCCUGAGGCCGAGCAGCCGCCGCCAUGCCCUCGGAGAAGAGCUUCAAGCAGCGCCGCACCUUCGAGCAAAGAGUGGAAGAUGUACGACUGAUCCGAGAUCAGCAUCCAACUAAAAUACCAGUGAUCAUUGAAAGGUACAAGGGAGAGAAGCAGCUUCCAGUUUUGGAUAAGACCAAGUUCCUGGUGCCAGAUCAUGUCAACAUGAGCGAGCUAAUCAAAAUUAUCAGGCGACGCCUGCAGCUGAACUCCAACCAGGCCUUCUUCCUCCUGGUGAACGGACACAGCAUGGUGAGCGUUUCCACACCCAUAUCCGAGGUGUACGAGAGCGAGAAGGACGAGGACGGCUUCCUGUACAUGGUGUACGCCUCUCAGGAGACUUUCGGAAUGCAAUCUUCCGUCUAAAACACGCAAGCGGCUUCUAGCCUAGGAUUUUGGUUUACCCUUGGCCAUCACCCCCACUCCUCCCCACACGCACCCCAGGGAAAGAAACGGAUGUCACCUACGCUCUCAGUACCUUAGCAUAGUCUUGCUUUAGCAGGUGUCUCAUCUUACCUUGCCUUGUUUGUGACUAUUAAACAGUACAGACGAGCACCUCCGGCUUUGAAACCUGCUGUAAUACUCCACACAGGCACAUUUACAUUUCUGGACUUUAUGAAUGGAACCCAAUUGUGCAUGUGACAAUUGCAAAUAAAGGGACAGUCGAUUGACUUUAAAAAGCAAACAGGCACCAGGGAGGAGCUAAAGUGUUUCGUGUGACAGUUUUCUGGAAAAUCUCCCUAUGAUUCCUUAAAGCUUUGGGGUUUUUUUGGGGCUUUUCUUAAUAAAAUGGGAAGGCUUCUCAUGAGAGCGAAUAAGUUUUAACACGUUCCAAAGCAGAGCUUUGUCUUCUGCAGCUCGAUCAGACUCGGGUCAGCGCUGCAGUGAGUUAAGGCGAGCGCUUGGGGUGAGCUGGGGGAGUACAACUCUUUUUUUUUUUUUUUUUUUUGUCACCGUUUUUUUGUGCCGCCGCCAACUUAGGAACGGCGCCAGUUUCUGAAAUACUCAUACCAAACACCACAGCUUUAUUGUAGUUUUAGGAAGUGUUGAACUGUAAAAUACAACACCCGGACAGGUAACAUUAAAUAAACUCCAGUCUGUUAUGAAUUUCCAAUCCCUGUGUGUUCGGUGAACCACUGCCGUCGAGAUGAGCUCGCUUCCAAAAGAUCCUCCCCCUCGCCAAGCCCGGAGGUUUUGCGGGUCCCUCCCACGGGCAGGGUCCGUGGGGAGGGGGUGGGCGCGGGGCCGGCCGCCAGCACAGGGGCGCAGCGCCCGCGUUUGGGGCUCGGGAACCACCGCCCGUCCUCGGUGUCCCCAGCUUUUAUCGGAGGCACCUCCUGAACCGCGCCGCCGGAAUCCCCAACCCGCCGGGGGUUUGCGUGGUCCCACCGAGGGGCUGGGGGGGGUUAGUCGGGGAGAACCGCUUUGAGAAGCGGCUCACGUCCAGGAGUUGCUGUCGGGAGUUGACGAACAAAUUGUUUUUAUUUUCUUUUUUCCAUCACUGAAGCCUCCUGCCACUUGCACGGGGUUUGGAAGGUCUCAGAGUCGCUACUGUCCUGAGCAGGGAGGAGCCUGUGCAGAGGAAGGGUCCCUUAUCAUGCAGGACCUCUGGUUUUCCUCUCGAGUCGUUAAGUGUAGCAGGAUGAGUUUUUUCUUGUAUAUUAUGUGUCUGUGAACUAACUACAGCUGUUACUGGAAGCUAACUUACUAUAACAGGGGGAGAAAGAAGCAAUACUACUGCGUCUCGGCACUCUAGCUCAAUAAGGUGUACACAAUUUGUACCUACCUACACCUCUCUGCAUGCAUCUCGUUCACCACGCUUCCUUCAGAUUUUUUUAUUGGUCUUUGUGUUUUUACUCCCAACGUAAACUUUUAAGCGCAGCUUGUUCUAUGUUUAGUUUUGUCCGUGUAAGAAAUUGUUUAACUCAUAACUGACAACCAUACUUGUAAUUACGACGUGAUUGACUUGAUAUUCCUGUACAAAUGUUGCUUUUUUAAAAUUAAUACAGUGCUGAUAUGGAUGGAUUACAUCCCAACUUCA
Tyto alba (common barn owl) is the source of this 2162-nucleotide messenger RNA. It is a transcript of the gene MAP1LC3B, whose product is annotated as microtubule associated protein 1 light chain 3 beta. Bases 110 to 487 code for a protein of 125 amino acids. Gene Ontology annotation, cellular component: autophagosome; cytosol; autophagosome membrane. The record is from RefSeq and is a predicted model, not a curated record. The transcript has 4 exons. Gene Ontology annotation, molecular function: ubiquitin protein ligase binding. Gene Ontology annotation, biological process: cellular response to nitrogen starvation; autophagy of mitochondrion; autophagosome assembly. NCBI's taxonomy places the organism in Eukaryota, Metazoa, Chordata, Aves, Strigiformes, Tytonidae.